Molecule: messenger RNA, 1492 nt
Organism: Solanum verrucosum
Lineage: Eukaryota; Viridiplantae; Streptophyta; Magnoliopsida; Solanales; Solanaceae
Product: UDP-glycosyltransferase 73C1-like
Exons: 1
Molecular function (GO): UDP-glycosyltransferase activity
Source: RefSeq, a predicted model, not a curated record
ACAAUGGCUUCUUCUUCCCUAUCUAAAGAGCUUCAUUUUCUAUUGAUACCUUUAAUGUCUCAAAGUCAUAUUAUACCAAUAAUAGACUUUGCAAAAUUACUAGCCCUUCAUAGAGUCAAAAUCUCUAUUAUCACAACACCUCUCAAUGCCCAAAAAUACAAAUCUAUAGUCACACAUGCUCUAAAAUCCAAUCUAAAUAUCCAACUAAUUCCUAUACAUUUUCCAAGCCAAGAAUUUGGAUUGCCACAAGGAUGUGAAAAUAUGGAUACACUCAAUUCACUACAAAUGUUUAAAAAUUUCCUUUUGGCUAGUGAAAUGAUGCAAGAACCACUAGAGAAAUUGAUUCAAGAUAUGGAACCAAUGCCAAGUUGUAUCAUUUCUACUAGUCCUCUCACUUGGACACAACAAGUUGCUAAUAAGUUCAAUAUUCCAAGGUAUAUUUUCCAAACUGUUUCUUGUUUCACCCUUUAUUGUUCUCAUAUGCUAAAUGAAACAAAAAUACAAGAUACCCUUGUGUUGGAUGAUGAUUCAUUCUUGAUACCUAAUGUCCCACACAAGAUUGAGUUUACAAAAGCUCAAUUGCCUCAAUCUACUGAAGAUAUGAAGAGUCUUGUGGACAAAAUGAAGAAGUUUCAAGAUUUGGCUAGAGGUACUUUGAUAAAUACUUUUGAGGAGUUGGAACCUUGGUAUGUUGAUUCAUACAAGAAAGUUGUGAACAAAGUAUUUUGUGUUGGUCCAGUAUCAUUAUGUAACAAAGGAAUGGAUGAAAUAGUUGAUAGAGGAAACAAGGCCUAUGUUGAUGAGGAUAAUAAUUGUUUGAAUUGGCUUGAUUCUAUGAAGCCAAAAUCAGUCAUUUAUGCUUGUUUUGGUAGCCUUUGUCAAAUUUCAUUAUUGCAAAUGAAGGAAAUUGGAUUAGGGUUAGAGUCAUCAAAUGUACCUUUCAUUUGGAUAAUUAGAGGGCUAAAUUUUACAUUAGAAGUCGAAAAAUGGCUAAGAGAUGAAAAUUUUGAAGAGAGGGUUAAAGGAAGGGGGAUGAUUAUUCGAGGUUGGGCCCCACAAGUUCUAAUAUUGUCUCAUUCAUCAGUCGGAGGGUUUCUAACACACUGUGGAUGGAAUUCAAUGCUAGAAGGGAUAUCUCGUGGCGUGCCAAUGGCUACUUUUCCUAUGUUUGCUGAACAAUUUUACAAUGAAAAAUUCAUCGUAAAUAUUUUGAAGACUGGGGUUCGAGUUGGUGUUGAAGUGAGUACUACCUCUUGGAAUGAAGAGAAGAGUGGAGUGUUGAUUAGCAAAGAUCAAGUCAAGAAAGCAAUAGAUCAACUAAUGGAUCAAGGAUUAGAGGGUGAAGAAAGAAGAAAAAUAGCAAAGGAUUUGGCACAUAUUUCAAUGAAGGCAAUACAAGAAGAAGGUUCUUCAUACUUGAAUAUCAAAUUAUUGAUUGAAGAUGUCAUGCAUCUACUAAAAAAUAAAGAGGAAACAAGCCAUUGAAUAGGAU